UCUUUGCUAUCCACCACUCCUCCGCAUUUCUCGCUUCCUUCUCACUUAUAUAUCUUCCCUCUUCCCCUCUCGUCUCCAUCUCCAAGAUCCUUUCCUGUCUCUCCUCAUCUCCUCCCGCUCGACCCUGUCCUUCUCCCAUCCAGGCCAUCGUCGUCCAGCACAGAAAGAGAGCAAGAAAAACCGCCCACCAUGGUUGGGAACCGAGAGGAGUACUGGGUCCCCGAGGACUACGAGGGCAUGAGCGCUGGCCGCUACCUGGCCACGCGCGUGUCGUCGCUGAAGCCGCCGAUGCUCAACGUGCCGAACCCGUGGAAGCUGCUGCGCAUGCUCAACCGCCAGCAGUGGUCCUUUUUCGCCCUUGCCUUCUGGGCCUGGACCUGGGACGCCUUUGACUUCUUCACCGUGUCGCUGACCGUGUCGGACCUGGCCAAGCAGUUUGGCAAGGCCAACAUCGACAUCACCUGGGGCAUCACGCUGGUGCUCAUGUUCCGAUCCGUGGGCUCCAUCGCCUUUGGUGUGGCUGCCGAUCGCUACGGGCGCAAGUGGCCGUUCAUCGUCAACAACAUCUUGUUCAUUGCUCUGGAGUUGGGAACCGGAUUCUGCAACACCUACAAGCAGUUCCUCGCCUGUCGCGCGCUGUUCGGCGUUGCCAUGGGCGGUCUGUACGGAAACGCAGCGGCCACAGCCCUGGAAGACUGCCCGGCAGAGGCCCGUGGUAUCAUGUCCGGCAUCCUCCAGCAAGGUUACGCCUUUGGAUACCUCCUCGCCGCCGCCUUCGCCCGCGGCCUCGUCAACACCACCUCGCACGGAUGGCGCCCACUGUACUGGUUCGGCGCCUGCCCCCCCGUCAUCUUCAUCGCCUUCCGCCUGAUGAUGCCCGAGACUCAGACCUACCGCGAGCGCGAGCGCAUGCGCAUCGAGGCCGGCCGCAACCGGAGCGACGAAAAGUCUGUCGGCAGCGUCUUCAUCUCCGAGGGCAAGGUCGCCAUCAAGCGCCACUGGCUGCUGCUGACGUACCUCGUCCUGCUCAUGGCCGGCUUCAACUUCAUGAGCCACGGCAGCCAGGAUCUCUACCCGACCAUGUUGACCAACCAGCUCGCCUUCAGCCCCAACAAGGUCACCGUUACGCAGGUUGUUGCCAACUUGGGCGCCAUGACUGGUGGAACGGUUGUUGGUUUCCUGAGUCAGUCCGUCGGUCGUCGAUUCAGCAUCAUCUGCUGCUGCAUUGUUGGCGGCGCCCUGCUCUACCCAUACACCUUCGUGCACGACACCUCCAUCAUGGCCGCCGCCUUCUUCCAGCAGUUCUGCGUCCAGGGCGCUUGGGGCGUCAUCCCCAUCCACCUGAUGGAGCUGUCCCCCGGUGCUUUCAGAACCUUUGUCGUCGGUACCGCCUACCAGCUGGGUAACCUCGUCUCAUCGGCAUCUUCCACCAUCGAGGCCCGCAUUGGCGAGCGUUUCCCCCUGCCGCCCACUACCAAGGGCGUUGCUCGUUACGACUACGGCAAGGUCAUCUGCAUCUUCAUGGCCUGCGUCUAUGUCUACGUCAUUGUCCUGACCUUCCUUGGCCCCGAGCAGCUUCGCAAGAGCUUCGAUGUCGCUUACGAUCACGACGCUGCUAUUGUUGCUGGCUGGGAUGACAAGGCAAAGGUUGACCAUGAGGAGUUUGACAACAAGGCCCGGGACUCUACUGCGGGAGAGAAGCAGGCCGUUGAGGAGGUUUAAGAAGAAGAAGAAGAAGAAAUAUAUAUUGGAUACCCUUUACUUGGAUGAUGUCUCGAGUACAUCUUGCUUUUUGCUUGUUGUUAUGCUAAUGAAAUGGGAAAUGAGGACUCUGGCUUCUAUGAACUUUGUUUUGGAUAUCAAUUCGGGGUUUUGUGGAUGCCUUGAAGCAGUGGAAUUAGACAGACACUGUAUGAUAAUUAUGAAAUGAUACAAAAUAUGCUUUAUAUAUACCAUAUAUAUAUAUUAUAUAUGUCUAUUAAUAUAAUG
Messenger RNA from Trichoderma asperellum CBS 433.97, 1989 nucleotides. RefSeq lists its product as uncharacterized. Gene Ontology annotation, cellular component: membrane. Lineage: Eukaryota; Fungi; Ascomycota; Sordariomycetes; Hypocreales; Hypocreaceae. The record is from RefSeq and is a predicted model, not a curated record. Gene Ontology annotation, biological process: plasma membrane lactate transport. Gene Ontology annotation, molecular function: secondary active monocarboxylate transmembrane transporter activity.